CCCCGCUCGCCCACCCCUACCCCCAAAGGCAAGGGAGAGUGCCAACUGCCUCUCCCUGCCACUGAGUGGUCCGUGGCUCGACCAACAUCACGGAAGAUGUCACCCACGCGGUGGGAGGGGCUUUCGCCCACGCACUGUCCCCUGUCGGCUCCAGAAGCCAGCACAUCUUCCCCUCCCCAGGCAGGAAGGGAAGUUCAGGAGAGCUGAGUGUCUCAGGGCAGGCAUGGUGCAGGCAGCAACAACCCCAGGUCAGGUCCCGGGCUGGGCAGGGCUAGAGGUCAGCGCUGGGACGGUCAGCGGCAACUCAGCAGUUCUCACCCAGCAUGUCCGACCCUCCACAGGGGCCCGACAUGCCGCGCCAUGAGGGAAGACAACCAGAGUCUCCCGGAGCAUCCCCCUGAGGACUUCAUCCUCCUGGGCAUCUCUGACCGCCCAUGGCUGGAGCUGCCCCUCUUCACGGUGCUCCUGGUGUCCUACAUCCUGGCCAUGCUGGGGAACAUCUCCAUCAUCCUGGUGACCCGGCUGGACCCCCGCCUCGGCAGCCCAAUGUACGUCUUCCUCGGCCACCUGUCCUUCCUGGACCUCUGCUACACCACCACCACAGUGCCGCAGAUGCUGGUCAACACGGGCACGGCCCAGAAGACCAUCAGCUUUGGCGGCUGCUCCGUGCAGUACGCCGUCUUCCACUGGCUGGGCUGCACAGAAUGCGUGGUACUGGCCGCCAUGGCCCUGGACCGCUAUGCCGCCAUCUGCCAGCCCCUGCGCUAUACCCUAAUCAUGCACGACAGGUUCUGCCGGCGCUUGGUGGCCCUGGCCUGGCUCAGCGGCUUCGGCAACUCCCUGGUGCAAGUGGUGCUGACAGCACAGCUGCCCUUCUGCGGCCGGCGUGAGCUGAACAACUUCUUCUGCGAGGUGCCGGCCAUGAUCAAGCUGUCCUGCGCCGACACAGCCGCGAACGAUGCCACGCUGGCAGUGCUGGUGGCCUUCUUCGUGCUGGUGCCCCUGGCCCUCAUCCUGCUGUCAUACAGCCUCAUCGCCCGCGCGGUGCUGAGAAUCCGAGCCUCCUCCAGCCGGCACAAGGCCCUGGGCACCUGCUCCUCCCACCUGGCUGUGGUGUCACUCUUCUACCUGCCUGCCAUCUACAUGUACCUGCAGCCCCCCUCCCGCUACUCACAGGAGCAGGCCAAGUUCAUCUCCCUCUUCUACUCCAUCAUCACCCCCACGCUCAACCCUUUCAUCUACACACUGAGAAACAGGGACGUGAAGGGCGCCCUUCAGAGGCUCCUGGAGCGGGCCUGCAGGCUGUGCAGGGUCUGAGCAUCACCCGCUGUGGCCCUGGACCUCGUGAGGAACACACAGGGUCCCAUGUGCCACAGCACCUGGUGCCGGGGAGUCCACAGGCAUGUCCAAAACCCCACCUGACACUACUCCUUCCAUGCGGUCACAGUGGCAAAGAGCUCCUGUCUAGAAAAGAGGUCGGGUCCUACGUUGCAUGCUGAGAGACCGGAUGUUCUUGGCAAUGCCCAGGAAGCGCCUGCUGAUGGAAGCCUGAUGCCCCGUUCUCUCCCCUUCCCUCUUUCCAGGCUUCUGCUUUUCUCCCACUUCUGUGUUUUCAAGCUUCUUUCUCCCUUUCCCAUUACUCCCAGGAUUACAGAGGGGGACACUGAAAAGUAAGCGUAUAACACACAGUGUUCUCAUGGAUAUCCAUCUCCAAGAGGUUCUACGACAUUCUAGAAUAUGCCCGAGGCACCAGGGAAGGAUGGCAGGGCUGGACAGCCCCACAGGGAGGCGCACACCCAUCACUGCCAGCACAGGCUGUCCUGGACCUGCCGCUGACCUCCUGACCCAGCACAGGGAAGUGCAAUGACACACUUGUCGUCUGCAACAGGCACCAUGAGCACAGGAUGCAGGACAUUCAGCCUGAAGCUAUGAGUUCCUACAAGGGUGGCAGAGUGCUGCAAAAGCGAAGCUGGAGACGGUCCAUUUAAACAAAUAGCAGGCAAGAGAAAAAUUAGAAACGUUUUAUAGUGAGAUGCAAUACUUGGAACAUUCUGUAUUCCUUUGGCGACACCCUGUGGACACCUGGGACCACUGCAGGCUGCCGCUGCUGCAGGGAACCUGUGGGACCCUGGAAAGACUUGGCAGGGAGAGCCCUAAACUAGACCCCUGUGCAACCUGUGCUGGAGCUGCACAGACCCCCAGACCUGCCACCACAGGGCAAGAGUCCAGCGACGCCCACGGGCUGCCUGCUAUAGCCAUCCUCACAGCGAGUUCCAGGGGCUUGGAGAAGGCAGCGUCUGUCACUGUGUGUUUAUGUUGUUUCUGUUCUCAAAAGUCUGGAUUCCAGCACAAAGGCACAAGGAAGAUGGGGAAAUGGGAGCAUGGCCCAAACACAGGAAAAAGAGAUUUCCCAGAUAUCAUAAAUAAAGGGAGAUUUAUGAAUUGUCUAACAAAGGUCUUAAAAUAGUCUUCAGUUCGUGAACAAAAUGAGGUUUUUUAAAAACAUACAGAAAAUAUAAAAAUGAACCAAAUAAGGUUAGAAACUAAGGAAUGCAAUUAUUUAAAUGAAAAAUUAAUUAGAGGGUCCAAAUGAAGACUGGAUCAAACAAAUGAAAUCCUUCACGAACCUGGAGCAAAAGAGACUUGAAGUCAGACAAUGAGAAGAACAAAGGUUACAUAUAAAGUGUAGGGCCAGGGGCACAGCUUUGGGCACAGCACAGGCCCCAAAACUGGCACAGAAAUGGAUGGAACUUCACAAAGUGCAGUGAAUCCCAGAAAGGCUGCAUCUGGACACAAUAAACGGAAAAACAUGGGAUUCGGCACAAUUCAGGAAAGGUACACUGACGACUUUCUGUACAGAAGCUGAAAUACAAAAGCUAUAACUCCAUGAUAUGGAAUGAAUAAGCAGCAGUAAAAGAUGUGAUUCAUGACAUCAAAAACAAACUGUGGGAAAAGAAUUAAAGUACAAAAUCGUGCAUACAAGCCAGUUUCUGUCCCCUUUGAAACAAAUUGGUAUCCAUGCGUCUGUGCCAUUCGCAGACUGCAAGCCCUCCCUGCAAAUUAGUGCCACACUCAGGCUGGUACUGGUGGAGGAACAGCCAGACCCCAGCCCUCACCAGUGCCUAGGCUGGGAAGCAAGAGCCAAACCCCACCACCCCAACCCAACCCAUCAGUAAACAACCAGCUGAUCCAGAGAAAUACAGGCUGCAAUGAUAGUACGUGACGUAAAACACAAUUUAAUGCUUGUAGUGUCCAGUGUUUCACUGAUUCAGCAGGUCUAAAGCCAGUAGUCUGUUCAUCUAAUCAGUAGGUGACAAUAUGCAAUGUAGCAUCUAUUGAGGACUCCUUCUGAAGGUGGUGGCCAUGGUUAAUUCCCUAUUAUUUUGUCCUGUGUCAUUUUCAUUGAUUUGAUUAGCUUUAUUCUGUUUUAUUUUGCUUGGCUUUAUUCUCUUUAAAAUAAAAAAUUUAAAUUAAAUAG
Molecule: messenger RNA, 3478 nt
Organism: Cavia porcellus (domestic guinea pig)
Lineage: Eukaryota; Metazoa; Chordata; Mammalia; Rodentia; Caviidae
Product: olfactory receptor 2B11
Exons: 1
Coding region: 361-1317 (318 amino acids)
Biological process (GO): detection of chemical stimulus involved in sensory perception of smell; G protein-coupled receptor signaling pathway
Cellular component (GO): plasma membrane
Molecular function (GO): olfactory receptor activity; G protein-coupled receptor activity
Source: RefSeq, a predicted model, not a curated record